Messenger RNA from Pneumocystis carinii B80, 1098 nucleotides. RefSeq lists its product as hypothetical. The coding region runs from base 1 to 1098 and encodes 365 amino acids. Gene Ontology annotation, molecular function: four-way junction DNA binding. Gene Ontology annotation, cellular component: replication fork; Rad51B-Rad51C-Rad51D-XRCC2 complex; centrosome. Gene Ontology annotation, biological process: double-strand break repair via homologous recombination; DNA strand invasion. The record is from RefSeq and is a predicted model, not a curated record. Lineage: Eukaryota; Fungi; Ascomycota; Pneumocystomycetes; Pneumocystales; Pneumocystaceae. The transcript is spliced from 2 exons.
AUGGAAGCAAUUGUUUUAGCCAAAGAACUUCUUAAUACAUUCGAGUACGAGUCCUGUACGAGUCUUGUACAAGCUAUUCGAUCUCAUUUAUGUUGUAAAAGAGGCGGUAUUAAGUUCAGUAUAAGCCUAUUAGAUGAUCUUAUAGCCUCGAAAGAUGAUAGAGGACUUCAUUAUGGGGAUAUAUUGGAAUUACAGGGCCCUUAUGGAUCAGGAAAGAGACAUUUACUUUAUUUUAUUGCAUCAAGAACACUUCUUCCCAAAAUUUAUGAAUCAAAUGAAGAAAAAGAAGUGAUAGGAGGUCUUGAAGAAGGAAUUGUUCUUUUAGAUUGCAGUAGAAAGUGGAAAACAUAUCGUUUAGAGGAGAUAAUGUAUGAAAAAGUCAAGAAUAUAUUUAAAAAGAGUCAAAAUGAUAGAAUUAAAGAAGAAAAUGAUAAGGAAUGUAAGGAUAGAAUAUUUAAAGAUAUAGUUAAACAAAGCCUUACUCGUUUAUAUAUUUUUCGGCCGGAAGAUUCAAUAUCUUUAAUAGCUACUCUUCAAUAUUUGCCUCAAUAUUUUAAAUCAUAUGCAAAUGAUGUAAAAAUCCGCUAUGUCUUUGUUGAUUCUAUUUCAGCAUUUUACUGGAAAGAUUUAUAUUCAAAUUUGCUCUCUAAUCCUUAUGUUCAAGAGCGAAUUAACAUUAUUUAUAAGCAAAUUACUCAAUUACUUAAGAAAUUUUGUUAUACAUGGUGUUCACUUGCUAUUAGUACAAACUGGGUUUUACAAACAUCACAAAAUUUUAAUCCUUAUACAACAAAUAUACGUUAUUUUACUAUUUCUGAUGAUUCAUUUCAAAUUUAUCAUCAACAUCUUCCUUUUUCAUAUACAAGUCAAGUAUCACAUAGAAUUUGCUUUCUUAAAAAAGCAGUAUCUCAAUUCUCUUCUGGAAUUGAUUUAAAGAAUCUUUUAGUUUAUUCACAACAAAGAAAUAACAUUCUUCAACUUGGUUUAUAUCUUGCAGUGCUUCAGCGUUUAUCAAAUAAAGACUUAGCACCUUCAAAAAGGACAGGAUUUAUAUUUCGUAUAACAAAAGACAAUGUACAGAUUGAAACAUAUUUAUAA